CCCCGGGAUGCGUCCGAGCUAGGAACCAGGUCCAGAAUGGGGGCCAUGUCUGUCUGGACCUUGGGUCUCCUGAUGUUCCAGGUGUUGCUCUUUGUGACUGGAGAGCGGGGGAUGCAGGAUGCUGCUGAAAAGGGACUGCACAUGCAGAAUGUGGGGUCCGGGUCAGUGAGGGCUGCGCUGGCAGAGCUGGUGGCCCUGCCUUGUCUCUUUGCCCUGCAGCCACAGCCAGGUGCUGCCCGAGAGGCCCCUCGGAUCAAGUGGACCAAGGUUCGGACUAUGUCUGGCCAGCGGCAGGACUUGCCCAUCCUGGUGGCCAAAGACAAUGUGGUGCGAGUGGCCAAGGGCUGGCAGGGGCGUGUGUCACUGCCUGCUUAUCCCCGCCACCGGGUUAAUGCCACGCUGCUGCUGGGGCCGCUGCGGGCCAGCGACUCGGGGCUCUACCGCUGCCAGGUGGUGAGAGGCAUUGAAGAUGAGCAGGACCUGGUGCCCUUAGAGGUGACAGGUGUUGUGUUCCACUACCGGGCUGCCCAGGAUCGCUAUGCACUAACCUUUGCUGAAGCCCAGGAAGCCUGCCGUCUCAGCUCAGCCACCAUAGCGGCCCCAAGGCACCUGCAGGCUGCUUUUGAGGAUGGCUUUGACAACUGUGAUGCUGGGUGGCUCUCUGAUCGUACUGUUAGGUAUCCCAUCACUCAGUCCAGACCAGGUUGCUAUGGUGACCGUAGCAGCCUUCCAGGAGUCAGGAGCUAUGGGAGAAGAAACCCACAGGAACUCUAUGACGUCUACUGCUUUGCCCGUGAGCUGGGGGGCGAGGUCUUCUACGUGGGCCCCGCCCGCCGCCUGACAUUGGCCGGCGCGCGUGCCCAGUGCCGCCGCCAGGGAGCCACGCUGGCUUCGGUGGGACAGCUGCACCUCGCCUGGCACGAGGGCCUGGACCAGUGCGACCCGGGCUGGCUGGCCGACGGCAGCGUGCGCUACCCGAUCCAGACUCCGCGCCGGCGCUGUGGGGGCCCGGCCCCAGGAGUACGCACCGUGUACCGCUUCGCCAACCGCACCGGCUUCCCUGCUCCAGGAGCGCGUUUCGAUGCCUACUGCUUCCGAGCUCAUCACCCUUCACCACAGCAUGGAGACCCAGACACCCCUUCAUCUGGGGAUGAGGGGGAGAUUUUGUCUGCAGAAGGGCCCCCAAACCGAGAACUGGAGCCCAGCCUGGGAGAAGUGGUCACACCUAAUUUCCAGGAGCCACUGGUAUCCAGUGGAGAGGAAGACCCUCUGAUCUUGGGAGAGAAGCAGGAAUCUGUAGACACCCAUAGCCCUGCCCCUGGGAGUCUCAUGCUGGCCUCAAGCCCUACUUUGGGGGCUGAAGGGGUAUGGCUGAGCACAGUAGCCCCCAGCCCUGAUCUGGUGGUGGCAGUCAGUACUGGCACAAACACUGUGACAGCCCCUGCCAGUCCCAUACCCAGGAAGAGGGGACGCUUCAAGGGACUGAAUGGACGCCACUUCCAGCAGCAGGAACCCCAGCAAGGUCUACAGGGGGCUCUGGAGGCCAGUUCCCAGCCCCCUACCCCAGAAGCUGCUGGAAAUCAUGUGGAGCUUCCCCUGACUACAGAAACCACAGAGUCCUUGGGGAGUGACCAUAGCCAAAGACCCUGGGUCGUACUGACCAAUGAGGUGGAUGUCCCUGGAGCAGGUUCUGCUGGCGGCAGGAGUCCCGCAGAGCCCUGGCUAUGGCCCCCAACCUUGGCCCCACACAGCAUCUCAGGCCCUAGCAGGGACCCUGGCCUGGAGCCAGAGGAAGCUAAGGAUCCUAGUGUGAGACCGGUCAUGCCCAACCUGCCCUGGUCCCCCUCAGAGACCACUACCCCAGCUCUCAGUCCCUCUGAAAGCCCCAGUUCUGCCCCAUGGGAUGCCUCCCCCAUGGUCACUUCCCAAGACCUCCCUGUGAUGGCCAUGCUUCGUGCCCCCAAACUAUGGCUCCUACCACAUUUUACGCCCCUUCCCACCCAGGCCAACAGGGUUGAGGUGAUUAGUGAGGCCACGGCAUCUUCUUCACCCUCCCCUGCUUCAGACACCAAGGCUGGCGCCCAGGACCCCAUUGAUCCAGAGGUAUAUUCCCUGACCUCCUCGGUCCCAACAAGACAGAGUGGAGAGGUCACACCCAGUGGUCACAGUGCAGGAAGUCCCACAGCUCCCUCACAGGCAGACAUGGACACACAAGCUGGGGCUAGGCCUAUCUCUCCCAGGGCAGACUUUGGAGAAACUGGGAGAACCAGGCCCACUCAGCUCAGCAAAGUUGAACACCCCAGAUCCAGCCCACAGGCUUCUGUGGACAAGAUUUUAGUGACAGAUCUCCCCCCAACUAAGGCUGCCACUGAGCCCACAGGAGCCAGAGGCAUCUUGGAGACUGAUUCUGGGGUCAUCAGCACAGCAUGGAAGACUACCAUGGAGGAGGUACAGGGCAUGUGGCCCACACUACACAGUGAAGGGCUGGACUUGCACCCCAAAUAUACACCUUUGGGAGGACCUGGGGUCUUCUUGAUGCCUGGGGUGACCCCAAGUUUGGAGACUUGGGUUGCUACAGAUGAAAAAGCCACAAUGGGUCCCAUGGCUUCUACAGCCAUGCUGGACCCCAGCAGUGCUGGUGGAAUUUGGGAACCUAAUUCCCACAUGAUUGAGGGAGUUGAAAUUUCCACCAUGAGUCCUCAAGGGCCUGUGGACACAAGUGUGGUCACGUCCCUAAUAUCCCUGGACCAGGGGACCAAGGUGGGAGACCUGGCCCCUUCUACAUUGGUCUCCUCAAGGUCCCAACCCCAUCCAGAGCUGGAGGGCCAGACAGUAGGAACCUCAGCUCCAUCACACAAGGGCAGCCUCCUGGGGGAGCCUGGUCUUCCUCCUUGGACACCGACUUCAGCCAGCAUGGAGGAGCCUGCCUCAGUGUCCUCAGGGGAGACUACCAUGCUGUGGAACCCCCCCAGCACCCUCCUGCCUACUUCCUUGGACCGAGAGGAGUUUGAGCUGGAAGUCCUGGGGGGGAGCCCAGGUGUGGAAGGCUUCUGGGAAGACGCAGCCAGUGGAGAAGAGCCCACCGUGCUAGCGAGCCCCACCAACUGCACUGUGGAGGAGGCCCCCUUGGAUCCCUGUGAGAACAACCCUUGCCUGCAUGGUGGCACCUGUAAAGCCAAUGGUACCAUGUAUGGCUGUAGCUGUGAGCAGGGAUACACCGGGGAGAACUGCGAGAUAGACAUUGAUGACUGUGUCUCCAGCCCCUGUGAGAAUGGGGGCACCUGCAUUGAUGAGAUCAACGCUUUCAUCUGCCUUUGCCUCCCCAGCUACGGGGGCAGCCUCUGUGAGAAGGACACAGAGGGCUGUGACCGCGGCUGGCACAAGUUCCAGGGCCACUGUUACCGCUACUUUGCCCAUCGGCGGGCAUGGGAGGAUGCUGAGAGAGAUUGCCGCCGCCGAGCCGGCCACCUGACCAGCGUUCACUCACUGGAGGAACACAGCUUCAUUAACAGCUUUGGACGUGAGAAUACAUGGAUUGGCCUGAAUGACAGGAUUGUGGAGAGGGACUUCCAGUGGACAGACAAUACCGCGCUGCAAUAUGAGAACUGGCGGGAGAACCAGCCUGACAAUUUCUUUGCCGGUGGGGAGGACUGUGUGGUGAUGGUGGCUCAUGAGAGUGGGCGCUGGAACGAUGUUCCCUGCAAUUACAACCUCCCUUAUGUCUGUAAGAAAGGCACAGUGCUCUGUGGUCCCCCUCCAGCAGUGGAGAACGCCUCACCUGUGGGUGCUCGCAAGGCCAAGUACAAUGUCCAUGCCACAGUUCGCUACCAGUGCAAUGAGGGGUUUGCUCAGCACCACGUGGCCAUCAUUAGGUGCCGGAGCAACGGCAAGUGGGACCAUCCCCAAAUCGUUUGCACCAAACCCAGACGGUCUCAUCGGAUGCGGCGGCACCAUCACCACCACCAACAUCACCAUCAGCAUCGCCACCACAAAUCUCGCAAGGAGCGCAGAAAACACAAAAAACACCCAGUGGAGGACUGGGAGAAGGAAGAAGGGAAUUUCUGUUGAAGAGCCAGGGAAAGCAAGCACAACCCCAUUCCCAGACCUCCCCUGGA
Talpa occidentalis (Iberian mole) is the source of this 4115-nucleotide messenger RNA. RefSeq names its product neurocan (gene NCAN). The transcript has 15 exons. The record is from RefSeq and is a predicted model, not a curated record. Lineage: Eukaryota; Metazoa; Chordata; Mammalia; Eulipotyphla; Talpidae. Bases 37 to 4068 code for a protein of 1343 amino acids. Gene Ontology annotation, molecular function: calcium ion binding; hyaluronic acid binding. Gene Ontology annotation, biological process: cell adhesion.